Molecule: messenger RNA, 1149 nt
Organism: Lucilia cuprina (Australian sheep blowfly)
Lineage: Eukaryota; Metazoa; Arthropoda; Insecta; Diptera; Calliphoridae
Product: FAD synthase
Exons: 4
Coding region: 214-954 (246 amino acids)
Biological process (GO): FAD biosynthetic process
Molecular function (GO): FMN adenylyltransferase activity
Source: RefSeq, a predicted model, not a curated record
UAUUUAACUAGUUUAAAAGUUUGCAACAAAAAAUAAACGAGCGACUUUGGAUAAAUAAAAUCUUUGCACCAAUUAUAUUCUACAAUUAUUAAAAAAAUCGCUUUUACACCUUGUCUAAAGAGCAAAUACAACAUAUUUUAAAAAUUACUAAAAACCGACUGCAGUCGUUCGGAUUGCCAGACAUUAAUUAUAAAAUAUACAACUCUUUAAACAAUGGAAGUUAAAUUAGAUUCGAAGGAACAGAAAAUAAACCAAAAAGACAUGGUUGAUUUUAAAUAUCAGCAUUUCGAAGAUAUUGAAGAAGGCAUUAAAGAAAAAGAAAAGGACAUAUUGGAGAUAAUGCAUAAAGUAUUUCAACUAUAUAAACCGGAGGAAAUUUUGCUGUCUUUUAAUGGAGGGAAAGACUGUACAGUAGUUUUACACAUGCUGCACACGUUUUUUCAAAAGAACGCUUGUCUGAAAAAUAUAAAAAUUCCCACAUUAUAUAUUACUGAUCCGGAUGGAUUCGAGGAAAUCGACCAGUUUGUGAAUGAUUGCCUCAAUAUUUACAAUAUAGAUCUUAUUAAGAAAAAGGGUCCUAUUAAAGAAGCUCUAAAGGAGCUUUGCAAUGAAAAUCCUAAAUUAAAAGCUGUAUUUAUGGGCUGCAGGAGAACUGAUCCCUAUUGUAAAGAUUUAAAAGUUAUGCAGAUGACAGAUUCGGGUUGGCCGCCUUUAAUGCGUAUUAAUCCUAUUGUAGAUUGGAAAUGUCGACAAGUGUGGGAGUAUAUAUAUCUUUAUAAUGUACCAUAUUGCAAACUGUAUCAAAAAGGAUACACCUCAAUAGGAAAUAAAAGAAAUACAAAACCGAAUCCGUAUUUACGCUUAAUAGAUGUCACUACAGGGAAAGUUGUCAAUUAUAGGCACGGCCAUGAGCUCCUGGACAAUGAUGAGCUAGAACGUGCUGGACGAUUCUAAGUUUAUUAUUAAAUUUAUCUAGUAUGAUAGCAAACACAAUUGGAAUACGAUUGUGUAAAAAAUACUUAAUAAUAUAUUUGUAAGAAUGGUGCUAAAAUUUUAAAUAUUGUUAGAAUUACAUUUUUAGUUAAAAACAAUAAAUAGUUGAAAUUCUGUAUAUAAAAAAUUAAUAAAAUAAAACAGUACAAAUAUCAU